GGCUUAUAACCAAAGAUCCUUUAUGGCUUCGCCGCGAUCUUCAAGACACACUACAACACCAACCGCCAAAGUCUUUCUUCGCCAUGGUUCCCAAGGAAGGGGAGGACCGCAACCUCUUGGAGAGGCGUCCUCGGAGCACGAUCCGUGACAAUGGUCGAGACAAGAGAGAGAAUCGUCACCUAGAGAGUCCGACGGAUGUUAUCGCUCUUCUCUCGUUUGGCUUGCUGGGUGCCCCGCCAACCGCCCCAACAGCAGAUGCCAACCCAGAAAGGCAUUUGUCGACUCGGCGGAAUGUUGGACGCAAAAAGAUAAACAAAGAAUCUCGCAAAGGGGCCUUCUUGUUUCCCAAUGGGGAUAGUGGUAUGAUGACUCAGUCGACGCGAAAGGAAACCUUGCCGCAGUUUGCCCAAGCGAAAAAGGACACUUCUUCUGCUACUACUACAUCUGCUACGAAAUCGGGUCAUGGGAAGACUAAAGAGGCGGAGCGAGAGCAGAACGACAGGGCUAAAUCCUCCUCUGUUAAUAAAAGUGUGCAAAGUGAUGGUGGAACCAAGGGUCAAAUGAAAAAGAACAGUUCGGCGGAAACAAUGACAGAUGAUUCUAGUGGUCUGUCCGAUACCCCGUCUCUUUCGACAACCAGCCACCACACGAGUCCGUCACAGAAUGGACCCGGCCGCAGUCCCACUCCCCGCGUUGUCAUUGGGAGUAACUUGCCGUCUCCUUUUGCGACAUUUCCUUUCUCGGCCGAAAAUGAUGCUUCCCUGUCAUCGCCACCCUCCUCCAAAACGAAUCUUCCUCCGGUUACACCUUCUCCACCCGGAACUCCUCCUGGUGAAAAAUCCAUGGCGCUUAGAGUGAGUCCUCCUGCAUCAGCUGCUGCUUUCAAGCCAAUUGAUAUCGAAACGAAAACUACUAGCGUCACAAUAAAAACGACAACUGCCCCUCCCGCCUCUACGCAUCCAACAUCUACUACGAGCUCUUCUCCGCCAAUCCAAACUUCCAUCCGGACAAAUACUAAUGAAAAAUUGGAACUUUUGGAGCAACAAGUGCAGACACUGCAGAAACAACUGGAGCAGAGCCAAGCACAAAUCCAAUCCUUGUCGUCAAACAUCAAUAACAAUAUCAAUAUCAAGCCAAUCCAACAGCCGUGCCAAUCCUGUAUCGAGCUGGCAAAGACGAUGGAGGUCAUGGAACGGGAAAACUCCGAGUGGAAAACGAGUCUUGGAGAGACUAUGGAAGCCAAGAUGGUGUUUCUUCUGCAGCAAGAAACGAUCGAGUGGAAAAACAAUCAUCAAGCGCUAGAAAAGAAACACAAAGACUUGGAAAUGAUCCAUGCCAAGCUACAACAAAAACUGGUGGAUUUGGAACAGGAGCGAAUGGAAUGGAAUCAAGACAUGUUGGAAGACACUCUCAAGUUGGUGCAGGGCGAAAAGGAUGUACUCCAAGUGCAACUGGAUCAGCAAACCAGAGACAUGUGGUCCAUGCGAGAGGAUUUGUUGGAAGAAGCAUCCAACGACCGAAAAGAGGCCCGCGAUGCGGUAUCUUUGCUGCAAUCCAAUCUCAAUCAAAUUCAAGAGACCCACCGUCGAGUGCAGGAACGGCAGCAAACAGAACUAGAUGUUACCAAACAGAAUUGCGGGGAAAUGAAAUCGGCUCUGGAAGCGCUGCAACAGGAAAACAUUCUUUUACAAUCGCGGUUGGAGGAGCAAGCUACCGAGCUGGCGGAUGCUUUGGAUUCCGCGCAAAAGGAAAAGGUUGACCUGCAUGACAAACUGGAGCGGCAGGACACGGAUAUCCAAGCUCUCCAAGAAGAGCUAGGAGCCGCAGCUCGCGAGAGACAACAAGCAAGAGACUUGGUUUCGGGCCUUCAAUACCAAAUGGAAGUUAGCAAAUUGGGCGAGAAGCAGGUGCAGCAGGCCAUUGCGCAGCUUCAAGCUCAAGCGGACGAUGCCAAGAAGGGCAAACUGGAAGUGGAGCAGAAAAUGACCGCCCUCGCCAGCGAAAAUGUAGCCUUGAGGUCUCUGCUGGACAUUCAGAGAUGUGAAAUGUCUCACCAUAAGGAAUGUCUGGACAAGGCGCAGGAAGAAUUCAGAGAUGGCAUGUCCGAGCUGAGGUCAGAAGCCGAGACCGCAAGACAGAGUCUUGAGGCGAGCCAGGAGCGAAUCAAAAAGAUUGAGGCGGAACGAGAUGCUGCACUGCUCAAGUCCAAAGAUGGCGGCGAUGCUCGCACGCAACAAGGAAACCAAGCUGCCACGGAGGAGUAUAAAAGUCGACUAGCAGAAACAGACGCCAAAGUGGCACAACUUACUGACAUGUUUCAAACCAGCGAAGCAGAAAAGUCAAGUCUCCAGACUGAGUUAUUGGCAAAACUGCACGCAACGGAAGAGAAAAUAGAAUUACUAGAGACACAGAAUGACAACAUUCUGAAAGAAAAAGAAGAAAUCAAGGCGCAACUUGAAAGCCAAGUUUCCGAAUGCCGAUCCAUUCGGAAGGAUGUCGACAAUGAAAACGCUCGCGCAAAGGAGUCAACCUCCAGGCUCCAGGCUAAAGUUGCCGCUGCAGGAGAACAGUAUCACGAGUUGCAGCAAGCUUUAGCAACCAUGAAAGCUGAUCACCAAGGCGAAAUCCACAAUGUGCAGGUCACUGAGGCCACAAGCCGUGAAAAGUUGCAAUCGUCGUUGGAACGGCACAAGGCUGCAGUGUUGGCAGCAAACCACAAGAUUGCAGCAAUGGAAAAAACGCUGCUCAAGGUGGAGGAAGAAAACGCGGCAAUCCAGGAGAAAGUGGAUCAAACAAGGUUAGAAAUAGAUACCAUGAAAAGCCUAGUUGAAGAAAAGGACAAAGCCAUCGAAGACACCACUCACAAGCUGGCACAAGCACAAAUGUCGCUGAUCACCGUUUCACACGAAAAGGAUAUGGUCCUGGGACAGCUUGCAUUGGCGGCAGAGAAAUGUUCUGAUGUCAUUUCCGCAACGGACGAAAUGAAAGUCUUGCUCGAAGACGAUGAGAAGCAAAUCAUGCAGCUGCAUACCGAACGAGAGCACUUGGUAUCCAGACUCCACCUUGCCCAUACAAAAGGAGACAGCGCCAUGCCGGAAACACCGCCGAGACGAGAUUCCUUUGAGGUCGACCCGGAAGAACUGCUGCGCAACAUGAGCAUGCCGGAAAGUCUGGAGGACUCCAUGUCCUUUGUUGGGACGGCAGGUGGGGAUGUAAAGAAAGGAAGCACGAACCGUCGUGCUUCCAUCUUGGCUUUGGAAGAAUUGGAGCAGGACCUACGGGACCUUUUGUUCCAGAGCGAAGAGCUUCUACCUGAACCUCAGCGAACGUCUCCUGUCGAUGGCGGGGAGAGGAAAGGAUCCAUGUUGGGCGGUCGACACAUGUCGCUUUUUGUGAAGCAACAGCAGCGAGACUCGGCUGAGGAGGCUCUUCUGAAAGACAUUCAAGACUUAGAAUAAUAAUACACCAGUUGAUUAGAAGAAGUUUAGUUAGAUUC
This is a messenger RNA of Seminavis robusta, 3496 nucleotides long. The record is from the annotation of a GenBank genome assembly. Lineage: Eukaryota; Bacillariophyta; Bacillariophyceae; Naviculales; Naviculaceae.